Molecule: messenger RNA, 2236 nt
Organism: Bufo gargarizans (Asiatic toad)
Lineage: Eukaryota; Metazoa; Chordata; Amphibia; Anura; Bufonidae
Gene: LTA4H
Product: leukotriene A4 hydrolase
Exons: 19
Coding region: 274-2100 (608 amino acids)
Biological process (GO): peptide catabolic process; leukotriene biosynthetic process; proteolysis
Cellular component (GO): cytosol; nucleus
Molecular function (GO): zinc ion binding; metallopeptidase activity; aminopeptidase activity
Source: RefSeq, a predicted model, not a curated record
UGUCUGCAGCACACGGAUGACUGGAGCUGCUUCACCUCCAGGCUGUGCCUGGCUCCAGAUAUGCUGCAAGGAUAAACUACGCGCACUUCCUGGAGGGGCAAUGCACAAUGCUGGGAUUGCGUCAGAGUAAACUACAUCUCCCACAAGCGCUUUCGCGGUCACGUGGCUCCGUCUGCAGGCAGGCAUUUGCUGGUUCUCUAAUCUCUCUGGUGUGUGAGCCGUCACAUUGCCGUCAGUGCGGUCGGUGUGCGCAGCUCCAGGAUCUCAGUCAUCAUGUCUGACCCCAGCUCGUUCUGCUCCGCGGAGCAGUUCACCACCAGGCACCUGAACCUGCACCUGAGAGUGGACUUCUCUGCCCGAGUCAUCUCCGCCUCCACCGCCCUGACUGUGCGCUGCCUGCAGGACUCCCUCACCAGCCUGAUUUUGGAUACCAAAGACCUCACAAUCAAGAAAGUUUCUCUAAAUGGACAAGAGGCCAAAUUCUCCCUUGGGGCAGCUCACAGUUUUAAAGGCACACCACUGGAAAUCACUCUUCCUUCCCCCCUGACCAGAGGACAAGAAGCCAUUUUAAAAAUCUGCUGUGAAACCUCCCCAAAAUCAUCAGCUCUUCAGUGGCUUAACCCUGAACAGACUGCAGGGAAGUGCCACCCUUAUCUGUUUAGUCAAUGCCAGGCCACACACUGCAGAACUAUAGUUCCUUGUCAAGAUACUCCAUCAGUGAAGUUCACCUAUUACUGUCAGGUGUCUGUUCCAAAGGAGCUGGUGGCAUUAAUGAGCGCAUUGAGUGAUGGAGAUUUUAUUGACCCACAGGACUGCAAAAGGAAGAUCUUUCGCUUUAAGCAAAAUGUGCCAAUACCAAGCUAUUUAAUUGCUCUAGUGGUUGGCGCUUUGGAGGGGAGGAAGAUCGGUCCUAGGACCACAGUAUGGACUGAGAAAGAGCUCCUGGAGGCUUCUGUCUAUGAAUUUGCUGAGACAGAAAAAAUGCUUAAACAUGCAGAAUCUCUGGUCGGCCCUUAUGUCUGGGAGAAAUAUGACCUGCUCAUUUUGCCUCCAUCAUUCCCAUAUGGUGGGAUGGAGAACCCCUGCCUUACAUUUGUGACUCCGACUGUGCUGGCUGGUGAUCGAUCUCUAGCAAGUGUCAUUGCACAUGAAAUUUCACACAGCUGGACAGGAAACUUGGUUACAAACAGAACCUGGGAAAACUUCUGGUUAAAUGAAGGUCACACAGUCUAUCUGGAGAGGAGAAUUGAUGGACUUCUUUAUGGGGAGCAGUUCCGACAGUUCAAGGCUUUGGGGGGAUGGAAAGAGCUUCAGAAUUCAGUUAACACCUUUGGUGCCACUAAUCCUCUCACAAACUUGGUCCCCAAUCUACAUGAAGUUGAUGUGGAUGCGGCUUUCUCCUCUGUCCCUUAUGAAAAAGGAUUUGCCCUUUUGUUCUACUUAGAGCAGCUUCUUGGAGGACCAGAUGUGUUUCUGGGGUUCUUGAAAGCGUACAUCCAGGUGUUUGCUUAUAAGACUGUAACCACUGAGGAGUGGAAAACGUUCCUCUAUUCAUACUUCUCAGACAAGGUGGAGAUUCUUGAUAAAGUUGACUGGAAUGGGUGGAUGCACACGCCUGGCAUGCCACCAGUGCAACCAAAGUAUGAUAUGACUCUUGCCAAUGCCUGCAUCAAACUUGCGGACAGAUGGAUUGAGGCUAAGGAGAGUGAUCUGAGUUCAUUCACUGCAGCAGACCUGAAAGAAUUAUCAUCUCAUCAGCAAAUUGAGUUUCUGACUAUCUUGCUUCUUAAGGAUCCAUUGCCUGUGUCUCAUGUGAAGCGUAUGCAAGAGGUGUACAACUUCAAUGCUGUCAAGAACUCUGAAAUUCUAUUUAGGUGGUUACGACUUUGUAUUCGUUCUAAGUGGGAAGAAGUUAUUCCUUUGGCUUUAAAAAUGGCAACAGAGCAGGGCCGGAUGAAAUUUACUCGUCCUCUGUAUCGGGACCUGUACAACUUUGAUAAAGCUCAGGAUCAAGCAGUAAGCACUUUCCUCAAGAAUAGAUCCUCCAUGCAUCCAGUGACUGAAAUGCUGGUGGCCAAAGACUUGCACGUGGAUGCUUAAUACAUUAACUCUCAAAUACAGUGUUGUGCAUUAAACAGUUUAUACAUUACUGCCUUAAUCUUGGAUAAGUGGUAUUAGAACAAAUUUCAUAAAAUAUUUGUAUACUCUGUACUACAAUAAAUCAAUAAUAAAUUAA